UAUCUUAUUUGAUUAUUAAAUUUUAUUUCAAUUUAAUUGGAAUUCCUUUAUAUUUAGUUUUUUAGUUUAUUGUUUAGAAAAUAUUUUAUUUGUAUGAAAACGAGAGAGUUUUAUUUGUAUAAGAACAUGUCUAUACCAUAUCAAAAAAAUCGAAGUAAGUGUAAAUAGGAUUCCUUUCGAUGAAUCUUGAAACAAGACAGGACCGCAGCAAACAAACGAAACUUGGUGGUUCGAUCAAAAGUCAUUGUUGUCUCGACUAAGCAGUUAUGAAUAAAUUGACAUUUCCAACUCGAAUGGACUAAUCCGGUAUAUUUUCCACAUUCCUAGGAGUGCUUCUAUGUUUCUGCUUCACGAAUAUGAUAUUUUCUGGGCAUUUCUAAUAAUAUCAAGUGUUAUUCCCAUUUUGGCAUUUCUAAUUUCCGGAAUUUUGGCCCCGAUUAGCGAAGGACCAGAGAAACUUUCUAGUUAUGAAUCGGGUAUAGAACCAAUGGGCGAUGCUUGGUUACAAUUCCGAAUCCGUUAUUAUAUGUUUGCUCUAGUUUUUGUUGUUUUUGAUGUUGAAACGGUUUUUCUUUAUCCAUGGGCGAUGAGUUUCGAUGUAUUGGGUCUAUCUGUAUUUAUAGAAGCUUUAAUUUUCGUGCUUAUCCUAAUUGUAGGUUCAGUUUAUGCAUGGCGAAAGGGGGCAUUGGAAUGGUCUUAGCUCCUGAAUAUUCAGAUAAUAAAAAGAAAAAAGAAGAAAAAAAUGACAUUGAGACAGUUAUGAAUUCCAUUGAGUUUCCGUUACUUGAUCGGACAACCCAAAAUUCAGUUAUUUCAACUACAUCGAAUGAUCUUUCAAAUUGGUCAAGACUCUCCAGUUUAUGGCCGCUUCUCUAUGGUACCAGUUGUUGCUUUAUUGAAUUUGCUUCAUUAAUAGGCUCACGAUUCGACUUUGAUCGUUAUGGACUGGUACCAAGAUCGAGUCCUAGACAAGCGGAUCUCAUUUUAACAGCCGGCACGGUAACAAUGAAAAUGGCCCCUUCCUUAGUGAGAUUAUAUGAGCAAAUGCCUGAACCAAAAUAUGUCAUUGCUAUGGGAGCCUGUACUAUUACGGGAGGGAUGUUCAGUACCGAUUCUUAUAGUACUGUUCGGGGAGUCGAUAAGCUAAUUCCUGUGGAUGUCUAUUUGCCGGGCUGCCCACCUAAACCAGAAGCAGUUUUUGAUGCUAUAACAAAACUUCGUAAGAAGGUAUCUCGAGAAAUCUAUAAAGAUAGAAUUGGGCCUCAACAGAAGAAUCGAUCACCAGGCGGACCGUUAGCUAGUGUAUAUCAUCUUACGAGAAUACAGUAUGGUGUGGAUCAACCAGAAGAGAUAUGUAUAAAAGUUUUUGCCUCAAGGAGGAAUCCUAGAAUUCCGUCUGUUUUCUGGAUUUGGAAAAGUGCGGAUUUUCAAGAACGGGAAUCUUAUGAUAUGUUGGGAAUCUCUUAUGAUAAUCAUCCACGCCUGAAACGAAUCUUGAUGCCUGAAAGUUGGAUAGGAUGGCCCCUACGUAAGGAUUAUAUUGCCCCCAAUUUCUAUGAAAUACAAGACGCUCAUUGAAUGAUAAAAAACUAAUCUUCACUUCUACGACUCCAUAUAUUAAAGGAAGAUUUUGAAGUUUCUAGAUCAAAUCUAGAUCAAACAUAGUAAGUGUACGUAAUUGGACUCUCAUUCGGGAUGGGCUAAAAAAAAAAAAAAAGAUCUUUAUUUAUAUUCCCCAAUUUGGAAGAUAUUUAUUUCAUUUUAAUUUAGGAUGAGCUAAGCCAAUAAGAUAGGAUGAACCAAAAGAGUUCUGCAUCAUGAACUUUGUAUCGCGCACAUUAUUUAGAGGGCGCUAGAAAGUCACCUAGACGGAAGUGAAGAAAUAGAAUAUGUAAAUACAAAGAAAUGAAGGAUGAUCGGAUUCUAUUUGUACUGUAUCUGAAAUGAAUCUUGUCUAUUCCUAUCCUUCAACUCCUCUAAAGGUUUUUCAACCAACUAACUUAACUUUUCGUUCGGAUAUGUAUGAAGUAUUAACAUUGUAUAGUAUAAAUGAACAAAAAAGAAAGAAGAGGAAACAGAAUCUAAUUCUUUUCUUUACCGAUUAUAUACUCUUUACCCAUCUACUAUACUAUAGACUAUGGGGAGACUAUAGGGAUAUAUCUCUAGAUACCCAGACGGAUAAA
This is a messenger RNA of Telopea speciosissima, 2183 nucleotides long. Its product is annotated as NAD(P)H-quinone oxidoreductase subunit K, chloroplastic-like. Lineage: Eukaryota; Viridiplantae; Streptophyta; Magnoliopsida; Proteales; Proteaceae. Gene Ontology annotation, biological process: electron transport coupled proton transport; aerobic respiration. The transcript has 2 exons. Bases 580 to 1578 code for a protein of 332 amino acids. The record is from RefSeq and is a predicted model, not a curated record. Gene Ontology annotation, molecular function: 4 iron, 4 sulfur cluster binding; NADH dehydrogenase (ubiquinone) activity; quinone binding.